This is a messenger RNA of Diabrotica balteata, 216 nucleotides long. Lineage: Eukaryota; Metazoa; Arthropoda; Insecta; Coleoptera; Chrysomelidae. The record is from the annotation of a GenBank genome assembly.
AUGACUGACACCGACAUUCUUGCAGCAGGUUUAAUAGAACUCGGUUUGGAACCAAACGACAGAAUUGCAUUAAUAAUUCACAAUUCUAUUGAAGGUAUUCUUGCUAAUUUUGCUUGUAUUAGAGACGGGUUCGUAGCGGAUAAUUUGAAUCCUGAACUUCAGCAUAGAGAAAUGAAAAUCUGCAUUAAAGUCACACAAAAGCAUGAUAAUAGUUGA